AUGCUGUUACUGCAGUUCCUGUCGCUGCAUUCAAACACCAACUCAAUUUAUCUCUGGGUAGUGUUCUGUAUGGGUUUGUGUAAAAUGUUUCUGUGGAGUCUGGAUGAAACCAUAUUAGCCAACCCUAUGCCAUCCAACUAGAUGUCUUCAAAUGCCAUCCUGGUUGGAGGUUUCAUCUGCUUCUAGAUGGAGCUCUGGCCUCAUCUAGGCCACUGCCUUCAUCUUCAGCAGUACAAAGCAGAAUGAAGUAUGCAAGUGAACUGAACCAAGAGAAGGGGGAGGGACAGAGGUAGAGAGUAACGUGUCACAGUGUGAUUGGCCAACCCCACCUGUGAGCUCCACCCUACUCAAACCCUACCAGGACCUGACCUGUCUUUACCACUAAUCCCUAGAUCUGCCGUAGGAGCAGGGUGGGUUUGUGGAGAGGACAGCGCCACCACCCUACCGACACCCCUGCACGCCUCCAAUAAGCCCUCCAAGGCGCCUCCAGCCAGACACGAGCUGUAUGAGGCGGCGGAAGCGAUGUGGGCUAAGGCGCUGGCUCUGAACACCCUGGCGCCGGAGUACCAAGGACAGAACAACACAGAGAUCGCGGCCCAAGUGGGAGGAGAGGCGACACUAAGCUGCUACACUUAUCACUUGUCUGACGAAAGGGUGGCGUGGCUGAAGAGGGACGAUGACCAGCUGCUGACGGUGGGACAGGAGGUGUACGCCGCGGAAAAGAGGUUCUCAGUGGUACACGCUGACCAUGCUGAGGCUUGGGAACUCUGGGUGAAGGAUGUAGAACUGACGGACGCGGGCCAGUACGAGUGCCAGCUGACCACCAACCCUCCUGUGUCCUUUUUCUUCACCCUGACAGUCACUCAGGCCCAGGCGGUAGUGGCGGGGCCGUCAGAGGUACACAUAGAGGAGGGUUCUCUGUUAUCCCUGGAGUGUUACGUCAAGCAGGCACCGGUACCCCCUGUCUACAUCUUCUGGUACCACAACAAGACCAUGGUGAACUACGCCAGGCAGCAUCACAUCCAAGUAGACCACCAGAACUACACAAGCACACUAGUGGUAGCCAGGGUAAGGAGGACGGACGCAGGCACCUACUCGUGUCAACCCCACCUGGCAGCCCCGGCAAACAUUACGGUCCACGUGGUGACAGGUGAGCACCCCGCGGCGAUGCAACACGGGGGGACGCACGAGGAAGGGGUGGCGCCUCCUGUCAGCCAUGGACAUUCCUGCUCCCAAGUCUCUUUCCCAUUCCUCCCCUGCUUCGUCGUGUUAUUUGUGGGCAGGUGGCUUGUGACUCGCUGAUUACAGGUGGGAAAUGGUGUGUGUGUGUGUGUGUGUGUGUGUGUGUGUGUGUGUGUGUGUGUGUGUGUGUGUGUGUGUGUGUGUGUGUGUGUGUGUGUGUGU
Messenger RNA from Portunus trituberculatus (swimming crab), 1404 nucleotides. Its product is annotated as lachesin-like. Gene Ontology annotation, cellular component: neuron projection membrane. Gene Ontology annotation, biological process: synapse organization. The transcript has 8 exons. The coding region runs from base 523 to 1302 and encodes 259 amino acids. The record is from RefSeq and is a predicted model, not a curated record. Lineage: Eukaryota; Metazoa; Arthropoda; Malacostraca; Decapoda; Portunidae.